Molecule: messenger RNA, 1894 nt
Organism: Suncus etruscus (white-toothed pygmy shrew)
Lineage: Eukaryota; Metazoa; Chordata; Mammalia; Eulipotyphla; Soricidae
Product: core histone macro-H2A.1
Exons: 9
Coding region: 164-1282 (372 amino acids)
Biological process (GO): nucleosome assembly
Cellular component (GO): nucleosome
Molecular function (GO): DNA binding; structural constituent of chromatin; protein heterodimerization activity
Source: RefSeq, a predicted model, not a curated record
GCGGGCGCGCGGGCCAGCCAGCCAGCGAGGGGCGCGGAGAGAAAAGGCGCGAGCCGACGAGAGGACGCACGGGCCGGAGGACACCUUGCUGCUGCCGCUGCUGCUGCUGCUGCUGCCGCCGAGCUGCCCCUGUGCUUACUGAGCCACCUCCAGGUCCGCCACUAUGUCGAGCCGGGGAGGGAAGAAGAAAUCCACCAAAACCUCCCGAUCUGCCAAGGCGGGAGUCAUCUUCCCUGUGGGGCGGAUGCUGAGGUACAUCAAGAAAGGCCACCCAAAGUACAGGAUUGGAGUAGGGGCACCAGUGUACAUGGCCGCUGUCCUGGAGUACCUGACAGCGGAGAUUUUGGAGCUGGCUGGCAAUGCAGCGAGGGACAACAAGAAGGGGCGGGUCACACCUCGGCACAUCCUGCUGGCUGUGGCCAACGAUGAAGAGCUGAAUCAGCUACUCAAAGGAGUCACCAUAGCCAGUGGGGGAGUACUGCCCAAUAUCCACCCUGAGCUGCUAGCGAAGAAACGAGGAUCCAAAGGGAAGUUGGAAGCCAUCAUCACACCACCCCCAGCCAAAAAGGCCAAAUCUCCAUCUCAGAAGAAGCCAGUGUCUAAGAAAACAGGAGGCAAGAAAGGGGCCAGGAAAUCCAAGAAGAAGCAGGGAGAAGUCAGCAAGGCAGCCAGCGCUGAUAGCACUACUGAGGGCACGCCUGCUGAUGGCUUCACGGUCCUCUCCACCAAGAGCCUCUUUCUCGGCCAGAAGCUGAACCUUAUUCACAGUGAAAUCAGUAAUUUAGCCGGCUUUGAGGUGGAGGCCAUAAUCAAUCCUACCAAUGCUGACAUUGACCUUAAAGAUGACCUAGGAAACACGCUGGAGAAGAAAGGUGGCAAGGAGUUUGUGGAAGCGGUUCUGGAACUCCGGAAAAAGAACGGGCCCUUGGAAGUGGCUGGAGCUGCUGUUAGUGCAGGCCAUGGCUUGCCUGCCAAGUUCGUGAUCCACUGUAACAGUCCCGUCUGGGGUGCGGACAAGUGUGAGGAACUUCUGGAAAAGACAGUGAAGAACUGCUUGGCACUGGCCGAUGAUAAGAAGCUGAAGUCUAUCGCCUUUCCAUCCAUUGGCAGCGGGAGAAAUGGCUUCCCGAAACAGACAGCAGCACAGCUGAUUCUGAAGGCCAUCUCCAGUUACUUCGUGUCCACCAUGUCCUCCUCCAUCAAGACGGUGUACUUCGUGCUCUUUGACAGCGAGAGUAUAGGCAUCUACGUGCAGGAAAUGGCCAAGCUGGAUGCCAACUAGCCUGCGGAACUAUGAGCCAGCCCGCGCCUCUCCCUGCCUCCCAUCAGAAAGAAAAGAAAAAAGAAUCCCCUUUCCCUCUUGGGAGACAGGGGCCCUCCAUUUCCAUUUCACUCAUCUAGGGAGAAUAAGGCCUUGGUUCCAGUCUAAUUGUUUUUGACCUUCUCCAUGUUCUCCGUUAGCACUGAUAGUUGGCAUUGCUGUUGUUAAAGCACUGUUUCCAGACCGUGUCUGUCCUUAGUGUGACCUAGGAGAUUUUCUAGUUUUAUUUUAAUGAGAUCCUGCGUGGUGGGUGCACAGCAGCGGGAAGGCCGCGCCCUCUCCGCGGGGCAGAAUCCAGGAACCCCAUUUUGUAACCUGUGUGUCGUGGUGCUUUAUUGUACGCCCAGUGGCAUUCUUUUUACUAUAAUGUCCCUCCCUCAUCCCCCCUUUUUUCCUCAAGAAGAAAAAAAUCAUGAAUUUUCAGCAGAUUUAAUUUUUUGUUUACUUUUUUGUCUUAAUGAUGGAUUUGAAAACAGAUUUAAAAGGCAGAAUAGGGAUUUGAAGCCCUUAAUUAUAUUUGCAAUUGGGAAUUUCUGUGAAUUGAUUUAGUAAAAUGCUAAACUGGUGUCAUGA